AUCACUUCCUAGCCUCCCCCUUUUUAACAUAUUUGAUCACUUUCAUUCUCUGAUCUCUUUCUUAUUAUUUUACGUGCAUGAAGGAGGUUCUAUAGGUUGUGAGCUUUUUUUUUCAUUAGUACUCUUGCUUGCCGGAGAGUUGACUUCAUCUUAUUUGACUGAGGCACUGGCUUUCGACUGCACGCUGUUGUCUCAAUAAGAAAAGGAAGCAACAUAAUCCUUUCUUUUUUACCGGCAAAAGAUUUUCUUCGGAACUUCUCAUGGAAUUUGGGAUCGAUCGCUCACUGCUGUUGUCUUUUUAGAGUUGACUUUGGUUUAAUUUAAAUCUUUUGCUUUUUGCUUUUUGUGCAUCAGCAGCAUCUCUACUGUAUCGGCUCUUCGUUGAUUCACAGUGUAUAUCGGUUGUCUUGCUUUUAUUAUCACUUUUUUUCUUUAUUGGUUUUCCUUCAUGGGCUUUCUGAAUGGCUGACUGCAAGACUCUGGAUUUGGCCUCUGAGUGCGCGGCUGCUGCUCAGUUCGUCAACACAUCAGGUUUAAAACAUCACCUAAGGUGUUUCUUCAUUUAAAGGAACAUAUUGUAUGUUUUCUUUGCUUCCGUGAAGUGUCAGAGGACAGCCAAAAAAACAUAAAGCAGUCGUUUAUGCAUUUUUUAAUUAUUUUUGCUCGACCGGUUACAGUCUGCUGCGUUAUUCUGAAACUAUAAAAACACUACGACACCAAAAAAAAAAAAAAAAAAAAAAAAACGGGAGACAAAAAGUUUCUUAACGUUGACUGAUAGAUAUGGCAAUGGUAGUGUGGAGGGGCUCCCAGGACGAUGUCGCCGAGACGCAGGGCACCCUCUCCUCGCAAGCACCUCAAGGAGGACCGCUAUCACUCCCCACUCCUCAACCAGGCCAGCUGAACCUUGGUGGUUCGCAGGUCGCCCCACCGACCCAACAGACAACCGUUCAAGGUGGACCACCGAACAACACGACACAGUCUACGCAGUCGAACCAGACGACCCAGAGUCAGGCAGAAAAACAGCCCCAGCACAUCGAGUGCGUUGUUUGCGGCGACAAAUCUAGCGGUAAACACUACGGCCAGUUUACAUGCGAGGGGUGCAAAAGCUUCUUCAAACGGAGUGUGCGAAGGAACCUCAGCUACACAUGUCGUGCCAACAGGAACUGCCCUAUCGACCAGCACCACCGCAAUCAGUGUCAGUACUGUCGCCUAAAAAAAUGCCUCAAAGUUGGCAUGAGACGGGAAGUUUCUCUUUUUACUGCAGCUGUACAAAGAGGACGGAUGCCACCCACGCAGCCACACCACGGUCAGUUCUCCUUGACAAACGGGGACCCCCUACACUGUCAUUCCUACCUAUCCGGAUAUAUUUCGCUUCUUCUGAGAGCGGAGCCCUACCCGACAUCCCGAUAUGGCAGUCAGUGUAUGCAGCCAAACAACAUCAUGGGCAUCGAGAACAUUUGCGAACUGGCGGCCCGGAUGCUCUUUAGCGCCGUGGAGUGGGCAAGGAAUAUCCCCUUCUUUCCCGACCUACAGAUUACGGACCAAGUGGCCCUACUGAGGCUGACCUGGAGCGAGUUGUUUGUGCUGAACGCUGCACAGUGUUCCAUGCCACUGCACGUGGCGCCUCUUUUGGCGGCGGCGGGCCUGCAUGCCUCUCCCAUGUCUGCGGAUCGAGUUGUCGCCUUCAUGGACCACAUUAGGAUCUUCCAGGAACAAGUUGAGAAGCUGAAAGCUUUGCACGUCGACUCAGCCGAAUACAGCUGCUUAAAAGCCAUAGUGCUUUUCACCUCAGAUGCUUGCGGUCUUUCAGAUGUGGCUCACGUGGAAAGUUUGCAAGAGAAAUCGCAAUGUGCUCUGGAGGAGUACGUCCGGAGCCAGUACCCCAACCAGCCGACUCGAUUUGGGAAGCUCUUACUUCGCCUGCCCUCUCUUCGUACGGUCUCAUCUUCGGUCAUAGAACAGUUAUUUUUCGUCCGUUUGGUAGGUAAAACCCCGAUUGAAACCCUCAUCAGAGACAUGUUGCUUUCCGGAAGCAGCUUCAACUGGCCCUACAUGUCAAUUCAAUGAACAGGACGAGCGCACGAGGAGUCCCAGACGACACUAGCUAGCGUUUCUUUUAGAAGGAAAGCCGCUACACUCGUUUACUUACACGAAGACAAUUUCAAAGCUGACUGUGAAUUAAAGAAAUGAAACGAACCGAGACAUUCAGUGAACUUUUACAAUUCAGACAAAAGAUCCCGUGUCAUUCUGAACAACUUGCUGUGUAGGCUACACUGCUUUUCGGUAAAGCCUUUCAGAAUUGAAACUUUGAAGUGCAUUUAAAAGGAAAAUUUUGUUAAAAUUAGGAGAAAAUUGAAAAAAGUCAGUUAACUUUUCCAAAAUAUUAUUGUCCUGUGUCAAUGUAUCUAUAGCUGUUUUGUAUUUAUUCUCCUUCGUGGUUCCAAACCGGAUAAUGUGCAUACAGUUUAAAAUAUAACCAUGGCUUAAUAAGUAUCAGUCUGAGAAAUCUAUUCUGAGAGAAUUAAAACUAAAUCAACGGCAAUACAUUAUUAAAACGUUUGGACAAUGCGUGAUGCUGGGCGCGCACUUGCUGUCAAGGUGACCCGUUAUUUACAUAGGUCUUUGGGGUAAUUUGAAGAGUUCACGUCCCGUUUACUUUUAGUGACCCAAAAUGGAAAUAUUUCAUUCGGUAGGAAAAUGUAUUGUUAGGAACUGGGGAUUUCUCUUGAAUAGCACUCUUUAGAGCCUUGUGUCAAAUGUGCUCAACGCUUCAGUUCUAGACAUUUCAUAUAUUACAACGCAACCUUAUUUUUCUUUAUUUUACAACGGUUUCAUUGAGUUUGUAGAACAAGGACCAUUCCCCCGUGUUCCUAAGUUUGAUGAGGUGCAUUUUUUAAAAGAGUGAGUUAAUGCUGAGUGUUCAACCGAACAAAUUACAUACUUAUUUUACAAGUUAACAUUAAAAUAAUAAACAAUGAGAUUAUUUUUUGUAUGAAAUAAACCAUUUAAUAGGAGAUGUAAUUGGCUGGUGGCUGUCAUAUAAAUUGCGAACUUAUGAUGGAAGUAUUGGAGAAUCAACAUUUUAAUAUUUACAGACUUGCAAGAGGUGACAAGUGACUUUAAAUCAGAUUUCCCUCAGCUUAUUAUAUGCCAUUUUAUACCUCUAUCGGUCUAAUGAAUGCCUACCACCAAUGAAAAUGUUUGGUAAUUUAAAAUAAAGCCGAGAAGGGUCAAGGGUCACUUUACCUUUUCAUAUUAGAGCUAAUAUAUUUUUCAGAAGCAGCGUUAUGUUCUCUGAAUUGUCAAAAUGUAAUUCAUAAAUAAUGGCCGAUACAGUUCAAGCAUCAAGUGCCUGUAAAGAUGGACAUUUUUAAUUUGCUAUUAAAUUGGUUAAUAAAGUGUUAGGAACCUGGGGAACAGUCUAAGGUUUGAAACAUCAGUCGUAUGAUUGUGCAUUUCAUAUACAAAAGACAGCAAUUAGAAGCAGUAUUGAUGUAAAUAUAGGUCAAUUCUUUUCAAUGAGUUCUCUUUUAUACAAAGUAUAUGUGAUUAAGAAAAUUUGUGGUUGCCAUUUUUUAUUUGGUAAUGCAACAUGUCUUCAAAAUGAGUGACAGACUUAGCCAGUAGCACUGAAAGCUGUUUUAAAUGUAUAUACAUAUUACAAAAUGUUUUUUUUCUCUUUUCUUUUUUCUUAAAAUGUAUUUAGACUGUGAAUGCAUGGCCACAGGUCACUAACCUAUUUUACAUUUAUAUAUAUA
This is a messenger RNA of Conger conger (European conger), 3758 nucleotides long. Its product is annotated as COUP transcription factor 2-like. The coding region runs from base 781 to 2067 and encodes 428 amino acids. Gene Ontology annotation, biological process: anatomical structure development; cell differentiation; negative regulation of transcription by RNA polymerase II. The record is from RefSeq and is a predicted model, not a curated record. NCBI's taxonomy places the organism in Eukaryota, Metazoa, Chordata, Actinopteri, Anguilliformes, Congridae. Gene Ontology annotation, molecular function: zinc ion binding; retinoic acid binding; nuclear receptor activity. The transcript has 3 exons.